Messenger RNA from Hypoxylon fragiforme, 1229 nucleotides. Its product is annotated as ribosome biogenesis protein Nop16. Gene Ontology annotation, biological process: ribosomal large subunit biogenesis. Bases 1 to 687 code for a protein of 228 amino acids. Lineage: Eukaryota; Fungi; Ascomycota; Sordariomycetes; Xylariales; Hypoxylaceae. The transcript is spliced from 2 exons. Gene Ontology annotation, cellular component: nucleolus. The record is from RefSeq and is a predicted model, not a curated record.
AUGGGUCGAGAUCUCCAGAAGCGCAAGCGGCGCUCAUCCCGCCCCUCCAUCCGCCAGCCCUCAUCGACCAUGCAAUCGAAGCGGCUGCUCAACCCACUGGGGAACGACAUUGUCGCAAAGCACUGGAACAAAAAAGAAACCACAACGCAGAACUACAAGCGCCUCGGCCUCGUCUCCCGGCUGAAAGCCCCCACCGGCGGCGUGGAGCCCAACGCCGCGUCGCGCGGCGAGAAGCAAGGGCGGCCGACGAAGCCCGUCGACCCCUUCGCGAUCCGCAAGUUCACCGGCGCCAUCGUGAGCGAGGUGCGCGUCGAGCGCGACGCCGACGGGAAGAUCGUGCGCGUACUCGAUGGGCAGAAGAAGCGGGAGAACCCGCUGAAUGAUCCGCUCAACGAGCUGGAUUCCGACGAGGACGAGGAGAUGGAAGCCGGUGAGGAGUGGGGCGGCAUCGAGGAAGGAGAAGGAAGCGGCAUCGUCCCGCAGCUGGAAGUCCAGGCCAACCGGCCCGUCGUCAAGAAGCCGCGCACCCUGACGAAGCGGGAGAUCGAGUGGCUGCAGAGGCUCGUGGAUAAGCAUGGCGAGGACACGCGGGCGAUGGCAAGGGAUCUCAAGCUCAACCCCAUGCAGCAGACCGAGGCGGAUAUCUCGCGGCGGAUAAGGAAGUGGAAGGGGACUUCUUCGGCUUAAAAGAAAAGAGAUAAAAAGGGGUAAGGGGGUUAUGUGAGCUCCUGUCUGUCUGGUGUUGCAUUUUCUUUUCAUAUACCUACCUAACCUAGGUAUAUCAGACGACCGCAUUGCAAGGCGUUAUUGGAUCAUAUAUGAGUUAGCAGGCCAUACAUACUAUAGGCCAGCAGCACUCGGCAUGCAACAAAAAGUGCUUUACAAAUUCGAUCGAUCGAUCCAUUGAUCCUUGGAAUGUGAAUAAGUAGUGUAUAGGGACUCAUAUCAUACGCAUCACCUUAUCAUACGCAUUACCUCCGUAUAAACAACAGACCUUCAACCUUCCAACCCCCAACUCCCAACCCCCCCCCCAAAAGGAGAAAGAAGAACGAAAAAACGAGACCACACCAAAACGAACGAACGUCACAUCAUUAAAAAAACCAUUCGUUGCUGCCAAGCUACCUAAGGCAUCCUAUCAUAUCCUAAUCCUCCUCCCAAGGCUGGCUAUAUAUGUAUUUGCAAUAAAAGUCGUAUCGUAACUUUGGGCCCUAUCGAACCAACAAAGCAAG